Xyrauchen texanus (razorback sucker) is the source of this 4391-nucleotide messenger RNA. RefSeq names its product extended synaptotagmin-2-like. The record is from RefSeq and is a predicted model, not a curated record. Bases 404 to 3019 code for a protein of 871 amino acids. Lineage: Eukaryota; Metazoa; Chordata; Actinopteri; Cypriniformes; Catostomidae. Gene Ontology annotation, molecular function: lipid binding. Gene Ontology annotation, biological process: lipid transport. The transcript is spliced from 23 exons.
AGCCGAGGGUUUGGCCAGAGAGUGCAUGUGUGUGUUAUUGCAGGAUGUGGUAAGUGCGAGAGAGGUGGUGCCGUUCUGAGCUCGCGCGGGGACUAUUGUGUGACUGCGAGACGUGGCGCGCGCAGAGACGGGCAGCAACUGAAGGACUCGAGCUCCAGUUAAAAGUUCGUUGGAAGGGCGGAUAAUCACGGGACGACAGCCGCUCCAUACAAGGCAAGGUCGGGUGGGGAGCAGUUUAGGCAGAAGCGCUGAUCCAAUCAUCCUGGGAAGAGAACCGGAACCGAGCGACGCGUUUUGUAUUUCUGUGAACAUUUUUGUAUGUUUGAGAUGUUCUGUAGAAUCUCUCUUAUUAGUUUUGGUUAGUUUUUUGUUUUGUUUGUGUUUGUGGAUUUGAACUUUGGAGAUGAGCGCGUCAGAAAGCGUGAACCCCAACUCGGGGCCAAUAGUCAGCAAGAAUGGACCCGGUCCGUUUUCGAAACCAGGAGAUGUCAAAGAACCCGAGCCGGAGGUACCGGAGGAAGAGUCGCAGUCUUCGGUGACGGAAGCCACGCAGAUGGGAAUUAAGUUCGCCAAGACAUUCCUGCUCAUUUUACCCAUCUACGUGUUGGGAUAUCUGGGGUUCAGCUUCAGCUGGAUCCUCAUCGUCCUCGCUGUGCUUUUUUGGCUUAAACGGAACCAGGGAAGCAAAUUCGCUCGGGUGAACCAGGCGCUGGCGUUCAUGGAGCACGAUGAGCGAGCGGUGCGUCAGACCCUUCAGAGAUCGGAGCUGCCACCGUGGGUUCAUUUUCCAGAUGUGGAGAGAGUAGAGUGGCUCAACAAGACAGUACAGCAGAUGUGGCCAUAUAUUUGUCAGUUUGUAGAUAAACUUUUCAGAGAGACCAUUGAACCAGCUGUUCAGGGAGCCAAUGCACACCUCAGUACUUUCACCUUCUCCAAGAUAGACAUGGGGGACAAGCCUCUCAGGGUGGAUGGAGUGAAGGUUUAUACAGAAAAUGUAGAUAAACGACAGAUUAUUAUGGACCUACAGAUCAGUUUUGUUGGAAACACUGAAAUUGAUGUGGACAUCAAAAGAUAUUACUGCCGUGCAGGAAUCAAGAGCAUACAGCUUAAUGGGGUGUUGAGGGUCAUCAUGGAGCCAUUGCUAGGAGACAUGCCUCUUGUUGGAGCACUGUCUGUUUUCUUCCUCAAGAAACCGUUGCUGGAUAUAAACUGGACCGGUCUUACAAACAUGCUAGACAUCCCAGGAAUAAAUGGUCUGUGUGACAAUAUCAUUCAGGAUAUCAUCUACAGUUAUCUGGUGUUGCCAAACAAAAUCACAAUUCCACUAUUAGAAGAGUCACAGAUUGCUAAAAUCCGCUUUCCUUUGCCCAAGGGCGUUCUGCGGAUUCACUUCCUUGAGGCACAGGACCUGGUAGGGAAGGACACGUUUCUGGGUGGUUUGAUAAAAGGAAAGUCUGACCCGUAUGGUGUUGUUCAGCUUGGUAAUCAGCUUUUCCGCUCUAAAGUCAUCAAAGAUUCAUUAAACCCUAAAUGGAAUGAAGUGUACGAGGCAUGUGUAUAUGAUCACACAGGACAGACUGUGUUGAUAGAGUUGUUUGAUGAGGACACAGAUAAGGAUGAUUUUCUGGGAGGCCUUAAAAUCGAUGUAGAUGAACUGCAAAAGGAACAGAAAGUAGAUGAGUGGUUUGUACUUGAUGAUACUACUACAGGGAAGAUCCACCUGAAAAUUGAAUGGCUUUCUCUUCAACCUAAACCUGAUAAUCUUGACGAGGUUUUGAGCACCAUUAAAGCAGAUAAGGGGCAGUCAUCAGCUUUAUUACUGGUGCACCUGGACUCAGCAAAAAACCUGCCACGCAAUCCUUUAGAAUUCAAUGCAGGUCUGAAGAAGGGUACAGCCAAUAAAGCAAUAAAGUCUGAUAAGAAGGUCACCACUGACCCCAGUCCAUUUGUCAAGUUUGCUGUGGGACUCAAAUCCUUUGAGAGCAAGACACGAUUUAAAACCAAGGAGCCGGUUUGGGAGGAGGCCUUCACAUUCCUGAUUCACAAUCCAAAGAGUCAGGAACUUGAGGUGGAGGUGAAGGAUGUGAAACAAAAUUGUUCUCUGGGGACGCUCUCUUUUCCUCUGUCUAAGCUCAUUCAGGAGGAUCAGAUGAUGAUCAGCCAGAGAUUCCCUCUCAAAAACUCAGGACCAAGUGCUACACUUAAAAUGAAGAUGGCUCUUAGGAUACUAUGUUUGGAGAAGUUGGCUGUAUCGGAUCAACCCUCCUCAGUCCAGAUCCGCCGGCCCAGCGCCGGUGUCGGGCCCAACCCCUCCCCUCAGCAGAAACCUGCUGUUCCAGAGCCCACCCCAAAACCCAGAACCCAGCCGACCCCAGUACCCUCCCCGAGGGUGCAGCCACUAACAGACAACACAACACCGGAGCAUUCGCCUGCCCGUCUGAUGAAAUCAGGGCAGAGCAUGUCUAGCCUGGAUAUGUUUGGCUCUCAGAUGCACUUGAACAACAAAGAGGGAACACCCAGCAUGGCAUCUGAUAUCUCCAAUCCCAGAGAAAUCCAGGAUCUCCAAAGAACAAUACAACAAUUGCAGAAUGGUGCUUCUCCUGGUUUCGCUGCAUUGGGAGAGAUUCAGCUAACCAUCAAGCACAGUCCCCAGAGAAACAAACUAAUAGUUGUGGUACACAGCUGCAGAAAUCUGAUCUCUUCCACUGAAAGUGGUUCUGAUCCAUAUGUUCGCUUGUAUUUGCUGCCUGAUAAACGACGCUCAGGACGCAGAAAAACAAACACAAUAAAGAAAACUGUAAACCCAAUCUACGAUCAGACGUUUGAAUUUAGUGCAUCAAUUGUGGAGUUACACAAAAGAACCCUUGAUGUGGCUGUAAAGAAUGGAGGAGGAAUCCUGUCAAAGCAUAGAGGCCUGCUUGGAAAGGUAUUGGUUGACUUGACCUCUGAGGAAAUAUCAAAGAGCUCAACGCUUUGGUAUGAGCUUACAGUGGACGGACUGAGGCGACAGUCUCCUUAAUAAGCAAGGGAAUCAACUUCUUUCAGCCUACACAUUUUAAAAUAACUACAAAUCCCUACACAAGUUCCAAACCUCAGCCAUAUGUUAGCCUUGUGUUUUAGAAUGUGGGCACAACUUGUACUUGUUGUAUCUUCCGUUUUUAUCACUUUUAACAGAUUUAUGUACAGUACACAAGAAAAAAAAAUGUAUAUCACUGUUAUGUGCACUGACUAAGCAAGAGUGAAAGAGAGAACGAGAGCAUGACAAAGAAUGAUUGAGAGAGUUUAGAGAUCAAAUAAAAAUAGGUUACAGUUCAGUGGCAUCUGUAAAAUGUGUUGUUUACACAUGAAAAGUUCUUAAAUGGCAAACUCUAAAAGCAUCCACUAUUCAAACAGUGAUGGUGGAGAUUUUAUAUGAUAUAUACAGAGUAUAUAUACUGUGUGUGUAUAUAUAUAUAAUGGAGCUCAGACUGUAAAUAUACCUAAAUUAAAUAUUAAAAAGUAAAUAUAAUAUUUUGAAUUGUUUGAAUAUUAACCUUUAAGAGUUCUUGUUAAAAACAUUGAACUCACGCUUGCUUUUGAAUGAAAAGUGUUAUAAUGUGUAUUUUGUUAAUGUCUUCCUGUGCUCCAUUUUGGAGACAAAACUACCAAAGAAGUGCUUGGCUUAUUUUAAAGUGUAUGAUUUAACCAAAUAUGCACCUGAAAGUGUUGGUAUAUGUACAGUAAGAGUGUUUAUAUUCUCUGGUUGCGAUUGAGCAGUGCUGGUGUCAGCAUCCACCACCACAGAACUAACUGUCAGUGCUCAAACAUACACGGGCAUCUACAUUUUCACAUGACCCUGGGUGUGUUUUAUGUCAUUCUUAGUGUGAUAUCAAAUGCUGCCAUGUCUCUGAAUCUUGAUUUGCUUUUCUAAAGUUCUUAGUCACAUUCACAGUUUUUGCAAAAACACUUGCUCACCUCUCACACACUACCAUACCAGCUGUCCUUCAACGAUCAUUUGUGUCUGGAUCACUUGCCUUGGUCUAAUCUUAAGUGAAGUUUGUGGUUUAGACUGAUGCAUUGUCAAUGAGCUGAGCUUAUUGUAUGCAGAUGAUCUAACCUAGAACUGUUCUUUGUUUCUGUCAGGAAGAAUGUUUUAUUAUAUAAAUUAUUGUGUAUAUUAUGACAGAUUUUAAUAUACUAAUUAUGAUUAAUGGCUAUUAUCAUAAACAACAUGCGUAUGCAGUAAGAGCACCCUUCUGCUGAGCUUGCCUUAUUGAUGUGUACUGUAUAUAUGUUUCAUGUGCCUUAUGACCAAUAAUAUACUUAUAUAAGUAUAUUUGACAUCAGAAAGAGGAUUGUAAAGUCUUUGGUUUUGAUGAAGUUUUUGGUUUCAAUAAACAUUUUAUUCUGUA